Messenger RNA from Aspergillus brunneoviolaceus CBS 621.78, 629 nucleotides. RefSeq lists its product as uncharacterized. The coding region runs from base 342 to 629 and encodes 95 amino acids. The transcript has 2 exons. NCBI's taxonomy places the organism in Eukaryota, Fungi, Ascomycota, Eurotiomycetes, Eurotiales, Aspergillaceae. The record is from RefSeq and is a predicted model, not a curated record.
ACAUUUCUCACCACGUGCGAACAGUAUCGACGACACGCCCUUCAAAGGCCUGCAUCAAUUUCAGUCUCCAGAAUGGGUGACCAGAUGGGCCAUCCAGGUCGCCGAGGGUUCACAAACACGUAUCAAAGCCUUUACGUACCACAACAUGAACGGGACAGACAACAAGAUUCUGCGGGGCGAGGUCAUGGUUGUCCUGCGCUUGAUGAUCGCGCAGUUGAGGCGAGUCCGCUACAUCGAGCAGCUGACUGCACCGGUAAAGCUCACUGAUACCCUUGGACCAUCCUGAGCGGCUGACUCGGUUUCCACAAAGGUCCUGCUAUUCUCCUUCAUGGGACCCCAACAUGCUGGACUGGUUGAGGCAUAUUUCAACGACCUCGCUAGUAGUGCGUCCGACGCGCUUAUUUGACCUUCGCAAGAAGGAUUGGAAUGUUACAAAGACCUUGGGUCAGUGGUAUUAUGGGCUGCCCGCUGGCGAUGCUACACAAUUAGGGAGCUCGGGGUCUCAGUCAUCUACGCAAGUUGGCAAACGCAAUGAGGCGGAAGAAUGCAUGCUGGUCACCAAGUUGGAUUAUAGCGAAGAUUACCUGCAGCUUCAGGACAUGAAGUACGUCCACAGCGACGUUCAAUGA